Molecule: messenger RNA, 1896 nt
Organism: Drosophila teissieri
Lineage: Eukaryota; Metazoa; Arthropoda; Insecta; Diptera; Drosophilidae
Exons: 3
Coding region: 228-1352 (374 amino acids)
Source: RefSeq, a predicted model, not a curated record
UUUUUAGAGAUAAUAAUUUAUUCAGUUUACAUUAAACAUAUAAUAGUUAUAAGUAAUUUCGAAACUUUAACUCAUCGGAUGGAACUGGAGAGCCGAAUGCGUUCUCAGUUCCAGUUGCAGUUUCUCUCACUAAGCUUUGCUGUCUCCCUCUCAAUUGCAUUUCAGCUAGCCGAUGCUCUUGCUGCAGUUUUCAGUUCGCAUUUCGCUCUCGGGCGAAAAGCUUUGCGAUGGAAAACCAGCGGACUCUAUACGACUUGCCGUUCGAGGUCCUCGAUCUGAUAUUCGAGGGACUGGAGAGCAUUGUGGAUAAACUGCAACUGGCACAGGUGGAUGAAAAGCUGGGAAAAGCGUUUGCCUACCACAGUCGCAGUGCCUACAAAAAGCUCAGCACUUUUUUCGGAGUAACGCCCGAAAUGUGGGUGGUUCUUGUGAGCUUGUGUGGAUCGACUAUUGAGGAAUUUUCCAGCAGAAAAAACUGGAACGCCCCAUGGAGUGAUAUCGUGGCCAAGUCGAUUGAGCAGCAUUGUCCCAAUUUGAAGUCGGUGAGAAUUGAUGUUUACGAUGACAAUUGUGACAGCGUGCAGUCCUUCUUGCUGAAAAUGAGUAAACUUUUGGUAUCAGUUGAACUUACUAUUAUUACUGACAACCCAAAGAAGAUUUUUGAUACCAUCGCAGAAAUGACGAAUAUGACAAAACUAACAUGCAGGGGAAAUAUUACCGAAGAUGUUUACCAGAUUCAAAAGCUUUUAUCUUUGGAGGACCUAGUGCUCGAGCAUAAAAAGCUCUUUUAUCCCGAUUCACCUUUGAAUGUUCUCGAGAUUUGCACACCACUCACAAGUCUCCGCUCCUUGACAGUGCUGAACAUAACUAUAAUGCCCUCUGAACAGCCGCAUUCGAUGAUUUGGCCGGAGCUGGAGGUUCUUAAAAUUAUCAACUGCGAAAUUCUUACGGAAUUGCCUGAGUGUCCAAAGCUGAAAGCAUUAGAUAUGAUUAACUCCAACUGCCACAUUGAAGGCCUUCUCUUUGGGUUUAUUCUACAGAACGGAGUGAACAUUGAAAAGUUGAAUGAAAAUUGCCAUCCGCCUGCAUUCGAUGGAGACCUCUUUCUCCAAGUACUUCGAUCAUGUCCAAAGUUACGUGCCUUUCUUACACCAAUGAAGAAUAUAAAAAUUCACCAAGCUUUUGUGUCCUCCAUUGUUGAUGUUCUCAAGGAUAGAGGCGUCAGGAAGGAGGAUCCUUUUAAGCUUAUUGUUUAUGCUCGUGCCAAGUCGAAAUGGAUUCGCCGAUUAAUUCCAAGGACCUCGCAUCCCGAGUUGAUAGCUCUAGACUAUCUGUAUGAUUUUUUCCACUAAGCUUCGGUUUCCAUGGCCAUGUGUUAUAAAUAAUUUGUCCAAAAAUUAUUCACAUUAGGAUACUAACAAAAAACAUAUAUACAUUUUUCAAGAAAAUCAUUAAGGAUUUUGUCUUUUUAUUUAGGAUAGGUAUUUAAUGUGGGUAUGCCAAACAUUCAUUACACCAAACAGAUAUCACCAAAUAUAGGCAAAAUGGAAAAGCCCAUUUGGAUUAUUUUUGUGACACCGGAGUUCAAAUAUCUGCCACCGAAACAAGUUAAGCAAUAUGACUAAUGCCCCAGCAAAUCCGAAACCCACGCGAACUUUGAACUUGUAACCCAUACCCAUCCAUUUCCAUACUGUCCUUUCCAUCCAGGAGUGCGUGUCAGGUGCAAUGCUCGAUGUCCCGAGGAGGUUCAACAACAUUGGCCGCAAAUUCCGUGGCUUACUCAUCAGGUGGUUGGGCGCCAGGAGCCCAAAGUGGGAGCUUAUGGGACAAUGAUUCACCUUCGCUGGCUGCAGGUGGAAAAAAUACAACAGGAUAGGCAGCUGUAAGAGCAUUAAA